Molecule: messenger RNA, 1231 nt
Organism: Exophiala viscosa
Lineage: Eukaryota; Fungi; Ascomycota; Eurotiomycetes; Chaetothyriales; Herpotrichiellaceae
Exons: 2
Coding region: 227-934 (235 amino acids)
Source: RefSeq, a predicted model, not a curated record
GGGACCUUCGCUCUAGAAUAUGUCCUGACAAGUUCAACCUCUUCCGCGACCGUCACCAAGAGCGGAUGUCAAACCAUGCCCAGUACAAACAAGAGUCGAUGGCUCUGACGGACAUGCUCAAAGACCGUUUAGACAGAAGGUUGUCCGACGCGUGUCUGUGCGAUACCUGCGUUUCGCGCUCGAAGCAGUCGCCUUGAAAAUAGUUACCAGCCAUGUACGAUCAUCCAUGGCGGCUGAUCCUUCUCAGAGUGAAGUGCUGGAGCAGCUGGAAUCGGAUCCCGCGAGCCCGCCUUGGUCAUCUUGGUGGUGGAUAGGAUCUGCAGCCUAUGUCGUGACGUUGCGGAUCUCGACUUACGUCGUCGCCGACCGAUCAGACGCUACAGUAUGUCACCACACAAGCAGCACGUCUUGGAAAUGCUGCGAAUCCAAGGCGAUCGCAUGGCUCCAUCUGACCAGCCUGCACUUGCUGCAGGACGUCCGAACAUAUUCCGUUCCGGCAGUCCGUAUCCGAAGCAUGACGUUGGACCGGCUUUUGCCGUGUCGAUUUAUUGUGGACCAUGACAUCGAGGGCUAUCCACAGAUUUCCGGCGCAAAGGCCUUCAUCAUGAGCUGCGUCAAGCAAGGAAAAGCCCGGUUGGAGGAAGGUGAAUGCGGCUCAUCUCUCCACCCUGGACUUCAAACGGAUCGACCGUUCACAAUCGCCAACGUCGCCAGAUUAUGGCAUGUAGCGGAGUCGCGACCUCUCAGUGAAUUUUUCCGAUCAGCAGCCGCUACCACUCGCCCUUCCCACCCAAUCGAGUCUUCCACUCUUCAGAACAAUACGAAGUUCGUUGUCUUGCAGCGUUCACCCGACACGAACCUUGAGUUAGCCUGCAAAGCACGGUUUUCGCCCCGGCAGAGACCAGAUUGUGAAUGUGGCAUGUUAUGGGGAUGAUUUGGGCGGUAUACAAGAACACCUUCCCAACAAGAUAUCUACUAUACCCUGGCGCGACAGCCGACUGCAAUGUGAAGAUAUCACCAUCCGUCUCAACUCAAGUAGCGACCUACAGAAGCAUAGAAUCAAUAAAUUCAAUAUCAGACAAAACAUCAGUAGACAUUUGUCCCAAGUCGAUCUCCAGACAAACCGACCAUGUUCAACUUUGGGAAUCUAUCGGGUUCAAACAUACGUAUCUACUCGAUAUGACUGAAGGAGUCUUUCGUGUACAUCGACCGAUAGUGAGAAUAUUGCUUU